GCUCGGUGCAUCACGGCAGUGUGCAUUUAGCAGCAUCAUCCUACGCACCUGCACCACUCACGAGCUAUCGCACGGACAGCAUCGCAUUAAAAAUACUAGAAACAUAUAAUAAAAUAUCGAUAACAUACACAGAAAAGAAAAGCUCGGCUGAGAACGCUUCUAUUUCCCCUCGUCCUCGCAGUUUUGGACCUCGCCAGACAUUAGACUUCUUUCUCUCUUUGACUCUUCAGGCAAAAUGGGGAAACAGAACAGCAAGCUGACCCCCGAGGUGAUGGAAGAUCUGGUGAAGAACACAGAGUUUAACGAACACGAGCUGAAGCAGUGGUACAAGGGUUUCCUGAAGGACUGUCCCACCGGACGUCUCAACCUGGAGGAGUUCCAGCAGCUCUAUGUCAAGUUUUUCCCUUACGGUGAUGCGUCCAAGUUCGCCCAGCACGCCUUUAGGACUUUCGACAAGAACGGCGACGGCACCAUCGACUUCAGAGAGUUCAUCUGUGCGCUGUCCAUCACAUCUCGGGGCAGCUUUGAGCAGAAACUCAACUGGGCCUUCAACAUGUAUGACCUGGAUGGAGACGGCAAAAUAACACGGGUGGAGAUGUUGGAGAUUAUUGAGGCAAUCUACAAAAUGGUGGGCACGGUGAUCAUGAUGAAAAUGAACGAGGACGGCCUGACGCCCGAGCAGAGGGUGGACAAGAUCUUUUCCAAGAUGGAUAAGAACAACGACGAUCAGAUCUCGCUGGAGGAGUUCAAAGAGGCGGCUAAGAGCGACCCCUCCAUCGUAUUACUCCUGCAGUGCGACCUCCAGAAAUAAGGUGAAGGGGCGAGCGGAGCACCCCGCCAAGCCGCCGCCGCCGCUGCCACGGACUGCACAGAAAGAAUUUCAUGUUCCAUUCAGUUUGCAGCUAUUUCCACUGAACAAAAAAAAAGAAAUAUAUAUAUAUAAAUAUAUGCUCGGACUACCUUUCAAUGGAUCUUGCUUCUUGUGUUUGAAACACUCGUGUGCAUGAGAAUGUUAUUUGCUUUAAAUAAAAAAAUAAAAAAUCAAUACACACACACUACAUGUUAACACCAUGCACAAAUAAUAUAUAUAUUUCAAUUACUCCAAGAUCAAAUGCCAAAAUGUGAAGUGUGCAGUUUUUUUUCCAGAAAGUUUCUACUGGAGCAUCAAUGACGUGCUACACUGGAUUUGCCGCUAUAUUAUAUUUAUUGUUCCACUGAUGCUAGUCGUACGUGUUUACCAAACCAAACCAAAUUCCUCCCAUCAUGCAUCUGCCUCUGUCCGUCAAAUAUUAGCUCUAGGUGAUACUCCAACAGGUGGUUUCCUGCUCAAACAUGCUCGUAACGUCACUUUAAAAUAUAUAAAACAAGAAAAAUAUACUCGUAGUUACUUUGCAUGCCUUUAAGUUCCGCCUUAAAGUCAUUCUGCGUCCUGCGAUGGAAGACGAGAAAAGCCUUAUCCGAGCUGACGCCUGCGAGGAAAACAUUUUCACCGGGUGGUCUCGUGCUACGUUUUCUUUCCCGCCGCUUGAACUCGUGGGAGCAUGUGUCCUCGUACAUUCGCUGUCGUAGAUGUCGCUAAGAACCUUGUGCAUUUAAACGCUUUCACUGGAAAACUGGCGCACGUCGGAUGUAUUAGACACAGGCAAGCCGAGGUGAAAUUAGAGCAGAAAGAGAGGGCAUCUAGUUCGAGAGGUUCUAUGUAGGGAUGGGUAUUUGCUUAAUGACACGCUCACUUUGGGCCUGUUCUAUCGCACCGUGCCUCAGUCAUUCUGGUUAUCAUUAAUAACCGGUGGGAGGAACGAUUGCAUUGACACAUGGCUGCAUUGCAUGUCCGUGCAUGUGCUCAUGCAUGAGCAAGUGUACCAUGGGCUUUGACUUUGGAGAUUAUUUCACUUUGUUAUGGUUAUUUUGAUGAUGUAAGGUUACCAUUACCAUUAAUAACUGGUGAGAGCACUCAUCAUAUUGAUUGUAGGUAAUACUGUAUCUUGGCUGAGGGCGUGUAUGUGCUCAUGCAUGAGCAAGUAUACCGUGGGCUUUGACACUGGAGAUUAUUUUGCUUCGUGUAGAUUAUUUUGAUGAUGUAAGGUUACGGUUCUCGAUAAUAAUUGGUGAAAGAAAUUAACAUAUUGAUUGUAGGAAACAAUCAACAUGUGGGGCUCGAGUAUGUGCUCAUGCAUGGGCAAGUGUGCUUACGGAUUUGACGUUGGGGAUCAUUUGGAUUUGUUUUGGUUAUUUUGAUUAUGCAAGGCUAAAUUAUCAUUAAUAACUGGUGAGAGGACAUGCCAUAUUGAUUACCGGAAAUAUCUUGGCUGGGGGCCUGUGCGUGUGCUCGUGCAUGAGCAAGUGUACAAUGAGCUUUGACGUUAGGUUUGUUUUGGUUGUUUUGAUGAUGCAAGGUUACCAUUAUCCUGAAUAACUGGCGAGAGGACUCGUCGUAUUAUAGACUAUCUUGGCUGAGUGUCCGUGUGUGUGCGCAUGCAUGAGCAAGUGCAACGUGGGUUUUGAUGUUGGAGAUUACUUUGCUUUGUUUUGGUUAUUUUGGUGAUGAAAGGUUACGGUUACCAUUAUUAACCAGUGAGAGGAAACAUCGCCGCUGCAUCUUGUGCAUGUGCUCAUGCAUGGGCAAGUGUACCGUGGGCUAUGACGUUCAGUUCAGUUUGAUUAUUUAGAUGAUGCAAAGUUGUGGUUAUCAUUAAUAACUGGCGAGAGGACUGAUAGUGAUUGUAAGCAAUAUCUUGGCUGAGGACCCAUGCGUGUGCUCUGCAUGAGCAAGUGUACCGUAGGCUUUGAGUUUGGAGAUGAUUUUGCUUUGUUUUGGUUAUUUUGAUGAUAUAAGGUUGCAGUUAUCAUUAAUAACUGGCAAGACGUAUUAUCACAUUAAUUGUAGGCAACAUCCCAGUUCGGUGGUAAUGCAUUAGCAAGUGUACCGUGGGCUUUGAUGUUCAGUUCAGUCUGAUUGUUUUGAUGAUGCAAACUCAUGGUUAUCAUUAAUAACUGGCGAGAGGCCUCUUCAUAUUGAUUGUAGGCAAUAUCUUGGCUAGGUGUCCCGUGCGUGAGAAAGUGUACUCUGGGCUUUGACGUUCAGUUCAUUUUGAUUACACAAUUUUGACGAUGUGAGGUUAUGGCUAUCAUUAAUAACCGGUGAGAGGAAUUGUCAUCGUCAUGCAAGGAAACAUCCCGGCUAAGUGCCUGCUCAGGCAUGACCAAGUAACCAAGCAUAAUGUGGGCUUUGAAGUUUCAGUUUGUUGUGGUUGUUUUGAUUAUGAAACAGUUCUGGUUAACAUUAAUAACUGGUCAGAGGACUUAUAUUGAUCGUCGGAAAUAUCUUGACUGGAUGCCCGUCACAAGAAACCGUGAGCUUAUCAUUAAUAACUGGUGGGAGGACUUCAUUCUAGGAAACAUCCCAGCAUGCGCUCGUGCAUGAGCAAGUCCUCACUUUUCCACAUUUUGCGGCAAUUAUCAUUAUUGACUGGCUGGAGGAAUGGUCAAAUUGAUUGGGUGCCCAUGCAUGUGCUUGUGCAUGAGCAAGCGUGCCUCUUUCGCGUGCAUUCUCUUCCACCGCACCAAAAUGUGAGUGUUAAAACGGGCCCAAACACGGGACAAGAACAGCCUAACAUCCUUUAAUUACUAUGGGGAAAAUUGACGAUUGAUUAAUUGUGAUUUUUUUUAAACAGUAACACAUCAAACUGUGUCUUUUCCCACAUUUUUAUUGAAAGAACAUUUACAACGGCCUCCGGGAAUGUACUUUAACUCAACUCAGCAAUUAUGCAGACUACAUAACAAACCACCCAUUUAUCGACUAAUUGAUUAUGCCGAUCCCAAGUCGCCAUCACGUUUUUCGAGCUUGCAGGUUGCAUAUCAAUACAAUUAAAAACAGUGGGUGGAGGUAUGGGAAACGAGGCUUGUGCUGCAUUUCAGUUCAUUCCUUUAGGAACUUUACUGUCACAGUAACAAGAGGACGCGUCCAAAAUAAUUCACCCUCCAACCACUCCGGCUUUUUGUACUUUUUUACUGCCCCGCUCUCUCGUCGUAUGGAUGCACGGUCGCACCAGCGUGGGGGAAAGUUUGGAAAUGUGUUAUGCCUCCUGAGAGAGCCCAUUGUUACCUUUCAGUAAGUCCACCUGGCACACUUUAACUGUACACAGCCUAGUGCAUCAUGAGCUAUGUGUCCUAAUACACAGUACUGCAGUAUUCCUCAGCAAUGUGGCUUGUCCUUGUCGGUCCUUGAACCUUUUUUAGUUGUUUUCUUUUUUUUUUUUGGCCCGUGUUUCUAACUGCAACUCUGUGGUUGCGAUGAAGAUACCAAAUGUAAGCAAAAGCAACUGUGUACAAGGAUUCUUUUGUAGCAUGUAUUGUGUUCCUGACGACAUGGCUGCACUACACCCUGUGUUGUGAUUUAAUCUAAUAAAAAGGAACUCUAUGGGC
Molecule: messenger RNA, 4425 nt
Organism: Dunckerocampus dactyliophorus (ringed pipefish)
Lineage: Eukaryota; Metazoa; Chordata; Actinopteri; Syngnathiformes; Syngnathidae
Gene: vsnl1a
Product: visinin-like 1a
Exons: 4
Coding region: 236-811 (191 amino acids)
Molecular function (GO): calcium ion binding
Source: RefSeq, a predicted model, not a curated record